AUGAAGGGUGCAAUGGGAGGAAGGGAUUUGCUCUCGGCCGCUGACGAAAUCCAGAAGAUGGCUGAAACGACGUUGGGAGGCAAAUUCGAAACUGUCGUUGCAUUGGACGAUUUCGCCUACAAAUCCCAUUUCAAGGCGAGUUUUUCAUGGUGCAGUGAUUCGCCAUUGAUUAUCUAUAUGUAA
Messenger RNA from Cooperia oncophora, 183 nucleotides. The record is from the annotation of a GenBank genome assembly. Lineage: Eukaryota; Metazoa; Nematoda; Chromadorea; Rhabditida; Trichostrongylidae.